Messenger RNA from Lactuca saligna, 4020 nucleotides. The record is from the annotation of a GenBank genome assembly. Lineage: Eukaryota; Viridiplantae; Streptophyta; Magnoliopsida; Asterales; Asteraceae.
AGCACAUGUUAUGUUGUUACAUGGUAUACUAACCUAACAAAAUAUCAAACGUAUCAAAUAAAACCUCACACGUAAAUGAAGGACCGAGCUUCCUGGAAGCAAAUAAUGGAUUACCCCUAGUUCCUAAUUGCAGGGAUGAAAGAAAGAAACUAAAAGCGACUCAUCUUGAAAACCAGAAGAUACGAAGCAAGUAUUUCUUUUUUAGAUAAAAAGGGGCUUCUGCAAUUCCCUCUCAUCGUCUCCUAAAAAAGCCUCUACUAUGUCCGCAAGCAUGGUGGAGCCUCUCUGAAGAGGGAUUUUAGAGAGGCCCGAUUUUAUCUUAACAUCUUUAUUGCUUUAUUUUUCAUUUAAUUGAAUUUAGUAUUUUCUAUAACCAUGGCUCAUAAUUCCAUGGAUCAAAUAAAAAAUAACGAAGUUGAUCUUGAGAAAAUCCCUAUCGAAGAAUUGUUCAAGAGCUUAAAGUGUAGCAGAGAUGGGUUGAGCGACGAGGAAGGUGCGAGAAGGCUCGAAAUAUUUGGCCCCAAUAAGCUCCAGGAGAAAAAGGAAAGCAAACUCUUCAAAUUUCUAGGGUUCAUGUGGAAUCCCCUUUCAUGGGUGAUGGAAAUUGCAGCGAUCAUGGCGAUCGUUUUGGCCAAUGGUGGUGGUCGGCCGCCGGAUUGGCCGGAUUUUGUAGGCAUCGUUGUGCUUCUUCUGAUCAACGCAACCAUCAGUUUUGUCGAGGAAAACAAUGCCGGAAACGCCGCCUCCGCCCUGAUGGCCAGCCUGGCUCCCAAGUGUAAAAUUUUGAGAAACGGGAAAUGGAGGGAGGAGGAGGCUUCUGUCUUGGUUCCCGGAGAUAUGAUAUGCGUGAAGCUGGGAGAUAUUAUUCCGGCCGACGCUCGUCUCCUUGAAGGUGACAUGUUAAAGAUCGACCAAGCUGCACUUACCGGAGAAUCGCUGCCUGUGACUAAGAACACCGGUGACGCCGUGUACUCCGGGUCCACGUGUAAGCAGGGAGAGAUAGAGGCUGUUGUCAUCGCCACCGGCGUCCGUACGUUUUUUGGCAAGGCUGCACACCUUGUCGAUAGCACUAAUCCAUCUGGUCAUUUCCAACAGGUAUUAACCGACAUCGGUAACUUUUGUAUAUGUUCGAUUGCGGUUGGAAUGGUGAUCGAGAUUAUAGUGAUAUAUCCGAUUCAACGAAGAGCAUAUAGAGACGGUAUUGAUAAUCUAUUGGUCCUUCUGAUUGGAGGGAUCCCGAUUGCCAUGCCUACAGUGUUAUCUGUAACAAUGGCAAUCGGGGCCCACCACCUUUCACAACAAGGUGCCAUCACCAAGCGAAUGACCGCCAUUGAGGAAAUGGCAGGCAUGGAUAUUCUUUGCAGCGAUAAAACAGGCACCCUCACUCUUAACAAACUAAGCGUCGACAAAAACUUAAUCGAGGUAUUUGCCAAGGAUUGUGACAAGGAUACAGUGGUAUUGUAUGGUGCUCGGGCUUCGAGGACUGAAAACCAGGACGCUAUUGAUGCGUCCAUGGUCAACAUGUUGGCUGACCCAAAAGAAGCGCGAGCGGCAAUCAAGGAGGUUCAUUUUCUUCCGUUUAAUCCCGUGGAUAAGCGUACGGCCAUCACUUAUAUUGACAAUCAUGGGGAUUGGCAUCGAUCUAGCAAGGGUGCACCGGAAGAAAUCAUCCAACUUUGUGAGCUCAAGGGCGAAUCGCUGAAGCGGGCAAAUGAUGUCAUUGAGGGGUAUGCAAACCGAGGUCUUCGAUCAUUGGGAGUUGCUCGUCAAACUGUGCCAGAGAAGUCGAAAGAGAGUACAGGUUCACCAUGGGAGUUUGUUGGAUUAUUGCCUCUUUUUGAUCCACCAAGACACGACAGUGCUGAGACUAUUCGAAAGGCUUUGGAACUUGGUGUUAAAGUUAAAAUGAUAACCGGUGAUCAACUCGCUAUUGGUAAGGAAACCGGUAGAAGACUUGGCAUGGGGUCCGACAUGUAUCCGUCUUCUUCACUUCUUGGACAAGGUGGCAACGAUGCUUCCAUUGAUGACCUCAUCGAGAAAGCCGAUGGCUUCGCCGGAGUUUUCCCCGAGCACAAAUACGAGAUUGUCAAGAGAUUACAACAAAGGAAUCACAUAUGCGGUAUGACCGGAGAUGGAGUGAAUGAUGCACCCGCACUCAAGCGAGCCGACAUCGGAAUCGCAGUGGCCGACGCCACAGACGCUGCAAGGAGCGCCUCCGAUAUAAUCCUGACCGAGCCCGGGCUUGGCGUUAUCGUGGACGCAGUAUUAACAAGUCGAGCAAUCUUCCAAAGGAUGAAAAACUACACGAUCUAUGCAGUCACCAUCACCAUCCGUAUCGUGAUGGGGUUCAUGCUCCUCACACUCAUAUGGAGGUUCGACUUCUCUCCAUUCAUGAUCCUCAUUAUCGCACUCCUUAACGAUAGCACCAUCAUGACGAUAUCAACCGAUCGGGUCAAGCCAUCGUCCGUCCCAGAUUCUUGGAAGCUUAACGAAAUCUUCGCCACUGGUAUCGUCCUCGGAUCCUAUCUCGCACUCGUAACCGUCCUCUUUUUUUGGCUCACAACAAGAACCAACUUCUUCCCGAAGCUUUUUGGUGUUCACUCGCUCAUUGGAAAUGAGGACGAAAUCACGGCGGCCGUUUACCUUCAAGUGAGCAUCAUUAGCCAAGCCCUCAUCUUUGUGACCAGGUCUCAGAGUUGGUCAUUUGUUGAGCGCCCUGGCUUCUUGCUGUUACUCGCAUUCGCUCUAGCCCAAAUAGUGGCUACAAUGCUUGCGGUAUAUUCAGACUGGGAUUUUGCGGAAAUGAAAGGAGUUGGAUGGCGAUGGGCGGGAGUAAUCUGGCUCUUCAGUAUCAUCACCUACAUCCCUCUCGAUAUCCUCAAGUUCAUCAUCCACAAAUCAUUGAAUGGAAAAUAGUCAAAUAGUCAAUAUCCAACACCGCCACAUGGCGUAAGUCAAUGGUGGUUGUGAAGGGAUUGGCCACCCGUACCCACAAAACACCGCCACAAACCACCACACUAGUACUACGCUAGGAAAAAGUCUGAGGAAGUUAUAAUAGGAAAAGAAAGGAAUUCAGCAAGAAAUGUGAAUAUUUUUUUUGUUAACUUUUGAUGUCCUAUUUGUUGUUGAAUCUGGUAGUAGGGAAGUCUUAAGGGUAGACAACUGGGAUUUUGACUGGUGUAGAUGAAGAGGAAACUACAAGUGAAGUGGGUAAUGCAUAACAGAACCAAAGAGUAUUGUAAUGUAAAUUCUGUAUCUAAUACUUUUUUGUGUUUGUAAAUACUUAUCUUCAAUCACAAUCAAUCAUUAUAUUUAUAACUAAAUUUCCAAUUCCCACCAAUCUUCAACAAAACGGACUAAUAGUAUCAUAACUUUGGUCUCCAUGAGGUGAAUUCUUGGGGUAUUACACCCUCAUCACAAGAAAUUACAGCUUGUGCCAUUAAUUUCCCGAGCCAAGCAUGAUACAAAAGACCUCGAGAUCCGAGGCCUGAAAAUAACCAGAAUUUACUCGAAUGAUUUUGAGAGAUGAAAUCAUCUACACACCCUAAAAGUGGAAGAGAUCCGUUACCUGUGAGAGGUGGCAUUGCUCUUAGACCCGCGGAUGCUCCAUGAAAAACCCAUUUUCUUAAGCUCGGAUAUACCGCAGAUGCUUUCGGUAAAAGUUCUUCCAAAGCUCUAGAAGCUUCUUCCAUCGACACUUUCUGUGAAUAGUUGCAAGAUUUCCAGUCCCAUGUGGACCCCACGUGUAAAUUUCGUGGAUUCUGGAUCGCAAGCCAUGCGUCUGAUAAAAUCGAAGGGCUAUGUUCAGGGAUUUCUUCUCUGAUGUUUUCAGGCAGAUGGAAGUGGGCAGUGACACCUCUGCAAGUCCUCAAUGGCAGCCUUCCGGAAAGUUCUGGAAGGAAAGUGGAUCUGGCGCCCAGACAUACGAUAACUGCAUCAUAUUCCCCUAAAAUGGAUCAUGUAAACAUAUUACUUAAGAGAGGAAAAUAGGAACAUACUUCAAUGUACUUUAUUUUUUAC